AAUGCAUCACUGUUACACCAGGAGAACAGUCACGCAGAGAUGGGUGAUAUGAAGUGUCUCCUCCUUUUGCUGUGUGCAGGUGUCACCGUGAGCUCAGAUGUGGAUCUGCAGAAGAGAGUUGUUCGUGGUCAUCCAUGUGGAAAUACAGAGCGCGGGUACCAUGUCAAGUUAAUAGCAUCUAAUGGGACAGCUGGGUACUUAUGUGGUGGCUCUCUGAUCAGUGAGAGCUAUAUUCUGACUGCAGCUCACUGCUGGAAGGAUAGGUGGAAUAUGACUGCAUAUUUAGGAGUGCAUCCAGUUCAACAAAAUCCACCACGAGGAGUGAGAAUCACAGAACACCAUAUCUACAAUGACAGACAUGGAGACCAUGACAUCAUGCUGCUGAAGUUACCAACACCCACUAAUAUUCCAUAUAUAGCACUUCCUAGCGACCAGGAAUGUAGGAAUAUUCAUAAUGUACAAACUGUUUGGGUUGCCGGUUAUGGAGCCACAACUGUGUUUCCCAAUGGGACAAUAGGAAAUGAUAGACCAACAGAACUCCACUGUGGUGACAUGAGCGUCGUCAAGUGUCCGAACUUUGCAAGCUGUUCUGAUGUGCUGAAUAGCAUUGACCCAUACAUCCAGUCCUUGACCUAUGCUCACGUCUUCUGUGGACAAUCUAAAACUGUGGAUAUUGCUCCAGGUGACUCUGGUGGAGGAGUCGUGAACAAUUGCAGGAUUUACGGGGUCAUUUCUAACGGUGUUGAUCUUGCCUGUGCUGAACCAGCUGCAUUCAUGGACGUCUGUAAAUACAAGUCAUGGAUCAAACGGAAGGCGGGUAUUGGUGCUUUGAACAAACUCAGAAAUUUUUUUUCCUGUUUUAAUUGAAAUGUCCUUUUAUUUAAGAGACACUGACAAUCAUUUAAUAAAGCAGUGAGUCACUUAAAAUGUUAAAAAGAUAAAUGUACAACUGAUUUAUUUAUUAUUGAUCCUGAUUUUAUCCAUGUAAAGCCCAUUUGAAAACAAUAAUAAUACUAAAGCAUUACUUCAGAGAUCUUGAGGUAUAGUCAUGUUGUCGUGUUGUCAGAAGAAAUAAUAACAUGUGUGCAUUUUUAAAUAAAAUGAGUGACUCGCAA
Molecule: messenger RNA, 1115 nt
Organism: Labrus bergylta (ballan wrasse)
Lineage: Eukaryota; Metazoa; Chordata; Actinopteri; Labriformes; Labridae
Product: trypsin-3-like
Biological process (GO): proteolysis
Molecular function (GO): serine-type endopeptidase activity
Source: RefSeq, a predicted model, not a curated record